CCUACCACAUCGUUAAUUAAUUAGUAAUUAAGAAAGUCGUAGUAUCCCGAUCGAGUAAACGGAAUUGUUAAUGGCGUCUCCGGCCACCUCUUCCGCAGUGCUCCUCGUCGUCGUCCUGGUCGCCGCCGGGACUGCGAACGCGGCCAUCUUCACCAUCACCAACCAGUGCCCGUACACGGUGUGGCCGGCGGCGACGCCGGUGGGCGGCGGCGUGCAGCUGAACCCGGGGGACACGUGGACCAUCGACGUGCCCGCGGGGACCAGCUCCGGCAGGGUGUGGGGCCGGACCGGCUGCAGCUUCAACGGCGCCGGCACCGGCAGCUGCGCCACCGGCGACUGCGCCGGCGCGCUGUCGUGCACCCUCUCCGGCCAGAAGCCGCUGACGUUGGCGGAGUUCACGCUGGCGGGCUCCGCCGGCGGCAGCCAGCAGCUGGAUUUCUACGACGUGUCGGUGAUCGACGGGUUCAACGUGGGGAUGAGCUUCUCCUGCAGCUCCGGCGAGACGCUGACGUGCAGGGACAGCUGCUGCCCCGACAACACCAAGCUGCGCCACUGCAACGCCAACAGCAACUACCAAGUCCUCUUCUGCCCAUAAUCGAACGAUGAACUCAUCUAUGCCCUAGCUUAGCUGCUGGCUAUAGAUAUAUAUAUGUCCAUGACGUAUACAUAUGGUUUAUAACAUUGUCAUGUUAUAUAUAUGUAUCAUGGGACAAUAUAUAAAUAAAGUUGAUGAAUAAAACGACACCUUGAUCAUCGAUAA
This is a messenger RNA of Oryza sativa Japonica Group (Japanese rice), 760 nucleotides long. Its product is annotated as thaumatin-like protein. Gene Ontology annotation, biological process: defense response. The record is from RefSeq and is a predicted model, not a curated record. NCBI's taxonomy places the organism in Eukaryota, Viridiplantae, Streptophyta, Magnoliopsida, Poales, Poaceae. Gene Ontology annotation, cellular component: extracellular region.